This is a messenger RNA of Dromaius novaehollandiae (emu), 6360 nucleotides long. It is a transcript of the gene WASHC4, whose product is annotated as WASH complex subunit 4. Gene Ontology annotation, cellular component: endosome; WASH complex. Gene Ontology annotation, biological process: endosome organization; endosomal transport. The transcript has 34 exons. The coding region runs from base 83 to 3604 and encodes 1173 amino acids. NCBI's taxonomy places the organism in Eukaryota, Metazoa, Chordata, Aves, Casuariiformes, Dromaiidae. The record is from RefSeq and is a predicted model, not a curated record.
CGGCGCGGCAGCGGGGCAGGAAGUCUCGUGUCGGUGAGUCAGGAGGGGAGGGGGAGCCGCUGCUGGGGCGCUCACGGCGGCGAUGGCGCUGGAGACCCUCUCCCCGGACUGGGAGUUCGACCGCCUCGACGACGGCUCGCAGAAAAUCCAUGCUGAAGUGCAGUUGAAGAAUUAUGGAAAAUUUCUUGAGGAAUAUACGUCUCAGCUGAAGAGAAUUGAGGAUGCUUUGGAUGACUCUAUUGGAGAUGUUUGGGACUUCAGUCUUGAUCCCAUUGCGUUAAAGCUUUUGCCAUAUGAACAGUCUUCUCUUCUGGAGCUCAUAAAGACAGAAAACAAGGUUCUGAACAAAGUAAUAACUGUUUAUGCUGCCCUUUGCUGUGAAAUCAAGAAAUUAAAGUAUGAGGCAGAAACUAAAUUUUAUAAUGGCCUCUUGUUUUAUGGAGAAGGAGCCACAGAUUCCAGCAUGGUGGAGGGAGAUUGCCAAAUACAGAUGGGAAGAUUUGUUUCUUUCUUGCAGGAGUUGUCUUGCUUUGUUACUCGAUGUUAUGAAGUAGUGGUGAAUGUAGUGCAUCAGCUGGCUGUUCUCUAUACCGGCAACAAAAAUGCACCAAAAAUUAUAGAGACAUCAGGAGUCCAUUUUCAGACAAUGUACGAGCAUCUGGGGGAAUUGCUGACAGUCUUAAUCACCUUGGAUGAAAUAAUUGACAAUCAUGCCACUCUGAAAGAUCACUGGACCAUGUACAAGAGGCUGCUAAAAUCUGUUCAUCACAACCCUUCUAAGUUUGGGAUUCAAGAAGAUAAACUGAAGCCAUUUGAAAAGUUGCUGUUAAAACUGGAAUGCCAAUUACUCGAUGGAAUGAUAUUUCAGGCCUGUAUAGAACAACAGUUUGAUUCCAUAAAUGGUGGAGUGUCUGUGUCAAAGAACAGCACGUUUGCUGAAGAAUUUACUCAUACUAUUCGCACAAUUUUUGCAAAUGUUGAAGCUAAACUUGGUGAACCUUCGGAAAUUGACCAGAGAGAUAAAUACGUCGGAAUCUGUGGCCUCUUUGUGCUGCAUUUUCAGAUUUUUCGGACCAUAGACAAGAAAUUUUACAAGUCACUGUUAGAUGUCUGCAAAAAGGUACCAGCUGUCACAUUAACUGCUAACAUUAUAUGGUUUGCUGAUAACUUUCUGAUUCAGAAGAUACCAGCUGCUGCCAAACUUCUGGACAAGAAAAGUAUUCAUACAGUUAAAAUGCAAAGGGAGAAUUUUCUACAACAGAAGGCACAGUCACUCACCAAAGAUAUGCAGUCAUACUAUGUCUUUGUGAGCUCGUGGAUGACAAAAAUGGAAUCUAUUUUGUCAAAGGAGCAACGAAUGGAUAAGUUUGCUGAAGAUCUUUCUAACCGCUGCAAUGUCUUCAUUCAGGGUUUCCUUUAUGCAUAUAGUCUUAGCACCAUUAUUAAGACCACAAUGAAUCUCUACAUGUCAAUGCAAAAACCUAUGACCAAAACCUCAGUGAAAGCUCUGUGCAGACUUGUGGAACUUCUCAAGGCAAUAGAACACAUGUUUUACCGAAGAAGUAUGGUUGUGGCAGAUUCUGUGACGCACAUCACUCAGCAUCUACAGUAUCAGGCUCUUCACUCUAUUUCUGUAGCCAAGAAAAGAGUCAUUUCUGAUAAAAAGUACAGCGAGCAGCGCCUGGAUGUUCUCUCUGCUUUGGUGUUGGCUGAGAACACCCUCAAUGGACCAAGUACAAAGCAGAGGCGACUAAUAGUUUCCCUUGCGUUGAGUGUGGGAACACAGAUGAAAACUUUUAAAGAUGAAGAACUUCUUCCCCUUCAGUUAGUUCUGAAAAAGCUAGACUUGAUCAGUGAACUUGUAGAGCGAGUUCGAGCACAAUGUGACUGUUGUUUCCUAUACUGGCAUCGAGCAGUCUUUCCAAUCUAUUUAGAUGAUGUGUAUGAAAAUGCAGUUGAUUCUGCUAGACUGCAUUAUAUGUUUAGUGCACUACGGGACUGCGUACCUGCUAUGAUGCAUGCAAGACACUUGGAAUCCCAUGAGGUACUUCUGGAAUGCUAUGACAAAGAAAUCAUGGAAGUGCUCAAUGAGCACCUGCUGGACAAAUUAUGUAAAGAGAUAGAAAAGGACCUACGCCUAUCAGUUCACACGCACCUAAAACUUGAUGACAGAAAUCCCUUCAGAGUUGGUAUGAAGGAUCUAGCUCACUUCUUCUUUCUGAAUCCAAUACGUUUUUUCAAUCGCUUCAUUGACAUAAAAGCUUAUGUGACGCACUAUUUGGACAAGACCUUCUACAAUUUAACAACUGUAGCUCUUCAUGACUGGGCUACCUAUAGUGAAAUGAGAAACCUAGCAACUCAACGAUAUGGUUUAAGUAUGACUGAAGCACAUCUUCCCAGCCAGACUUUGGAACAGGGUCUGGAUGUUUUGGAAAUCAUGAGAAAUAUUCAUGUUUUUGUAUCUCGCUACCUCUACAAUCUGAAUAAUCAGAUAUUCAUUGAAAGAACUAGUAAUAACAAACACUUGAACACUAUCAAUAUCCGACAUAUUGCCAAUUCGAUUCGAACUCAUGGAACGGGAAUCAUGAACACAACAGUGAACUUUACGUAUCAAUUUUUGAGGAAAAAGUUUUAUAUUUUUAGCCAGUUCAUGUAUGAUGAGCAUAUCAAAUCUAGACUUAUCAAAGACAUCAGAUUCUUCAGGGAAGUCAAGGAUCAAAAUGAUCACAAGUAUCCCUUUGAAAGAGCAGAUAAAUUCAACCGAGGCAUCAGAAAACUUGGAAUGACCCCGGAUGGCCAAAGUUACCUUGACCAGUUCAGACAACUCAUAAGUCAAAUCGGCAAUGCUAUGGGUUAUGUGCGAAUGAUAAGAUCUGGUGGACUUCACUGCUGUAGUAGUGCAAUUAGGUUUGUUCCUGAUCUGGAAGAUAUUGUUAAUUUUGAAGAGCUAGUGAAAGAAGAAGGGCUCUCAGAAGAAACGCAAAAAGCAGCAAGACAGUUGGACUCUGUCCUCAGUGAUCUCACGCGUAACUUUGCAGAAGGAACAGAGUACUUCAAAAUGCUUGUGGAUGUAUUUGCGCCUGAAUUCCGCAGUCCAAAGAAUAUGCAUUUGCGCAACUUCUAUAUAAUUGUUCCUCCGCUGACUCUCAAUUUUGUAGAGCAUUCAAUCAGUUGCAAGGAGAAAUUGAAUAAGAAGAAUAAAAGUGGAGCAGCUUUCACUGAUGAUGGAUUUGCCAUGGGUGUGGCGUACAUUCUGAAGCUUUUGGAUCAGUACCAGGAGUUUGAUUCGCUGCACUGGUUCCAGUCUGUUAGAGAGAAAUAUGUGAAGGAAAUAAGAGCAGUAGCUAAACAACAGAAUGUGCAGUCCACUAAUCAAGAUGAAAAACUGCUACAAACUAUGAACUUGACCCACAAGCGACUGGAAGUUUGCUUACAGGAAUUUGAACUGCUUUAUUUCUCACUAAGUAGCGCAAGAAUAUUUUUCAGAGCAGAUAAAACUGCAGCAGAAGAAAACCAGGAAAAGAGAGAAAAAGAAGAAGAAUCUGUUAAAACAAGCAACGGAGAUCUUUCCAAUUCUACGCCGGCAGAUCCUGUUGUGAAAUGAUAAAGCUGGUCUGAUAUGCAUCCACAGAAGUAAGGAAAUCCAGAGCCAAGACAGAACCACAAUCAGCUCUUCCUUUUAUGACCAGACACUGUGUGAUGCGUGUCUGUAACUAUUAAGUGAUCUUACACUUCAUGACUAUGUUGUGCCUAACUGCAAGUUUCAGCCUCAGAUCUGUAUUUCCUUGCCCUUGUAGGUCUGUUGUACCCUCUGUGUUGUUCAUACAGUCUUACAUGCCUGAUUAUUAACAAUAAUUGCACUGCAGAUUUCAGAAGCUGCUGAACACUGUGAGAACUCUGUAUAAAUUUAACAACUUUUAAUGUCUGCAAGUAGAAGUUUCUAUACUGUGCAGGAGUUAUUCAGAUUCCUGACUCGAGUAAAUAGCUAGACUUAGUUUAAAAAUAAGUACCAGUUUCAUUAAAAGAUACAAUUGUGUUUUAAUCUCCCAGAAUAUAAAAUAAGGUCUUACUAGCUGGAAUAAACACUCUAGUCACCCUGAGAAUUACCUUUUUUCUUUCUUCUUUUUCCUUUUUCUUCUUUUUCCUUUUUCUUCUUUUUCCUUUUUCUUCUUUUUCCUUUUUCUUCUUUUUCCUUUUUCUUCUUUUUCCUUUUUCUUCUUUUUCCUUUUUCUUCUUUUUCCUUUUUCUUCUUUUUCCUUUUUCUUCUUUUUCCUUUUUCUUCUUUUUCCUUUUUCUUCUUUUUCCUUUUUCUUCUUUUUCCUUUUUCUUCUUUUUCCUUUUUCUUCUUUCUUUUCUCCCCCCCUCCCCCCCUCUCCCCCCUCUUUCUUUUCUACUUUUUUCUUUUUUUUUGGCACUUAACUGGCAACUGUAAUUGCCAGCUUCUUUCAUUUCUUCUUUAAGGUAAAUGGUUCAAAUUGCUCCACCCUUGGAUCACUUGAUUGCUAAGAUAAUUCCUGUCAGCCCUUUGAUAUGCCCUUCUCUGCCAGUCACUUUAACAUUCAAAAACUAGGAGAAAUGUUUUGUUGCAACUGGAGAGACCAGGCUGAUAGGCAAGUCCUCUCGUUGGUUCUGAAAACAUGACCCAGAAGCUUAAUGGACUGUAUAAAUCAGCUGGACUCAUUAAAGCUUUUAUUUUUGAUUCAUUACAACUGCAGAGACUGCUCUAAAAAUGCUGCAUUACGUGAUUUAAUUUUUGCAUUUUUAUUGAUAUGUUUUUGUCAUAAUUUGUGUACGUUUUAAUUUUUUGACCAAGUUGUGCCCACACUGAAUAUUCUCAGUAACGUUGCUGAGAACAGCAGCAUUCUUGCUGCUGCUGCUAAUUUCCAUGCUGUUGUAAUUGCAAUAGACAGGUUUUCAUAUUCCUAACUCAUCUUAAGUCAUAUGAUUGAUAAGUUCUUGGCUUGUCCUGGCCAAGCACUUCCUUUUCUUCCAUGCUAACUGCAGAAUGACCUAUAGAUGUUAGUUGAUUCCCUACGGAUUGACUUGCUAGAUAGCUGUGUACAGUCAAGGCAUUGCCUGUGCUCUGUGAAACCUGCACUUAAUUUUUUCCCCCUCCCUUUUUUUGGAAGGACGCUCUCUGAUAGGUAAUAAUUUGCAGUUAACCUUAAACUGUGCAUUUUCCUAAUAUGUGUACAGUGGUAACAAAUCAAUGUGGUUCUGGUGAUGAAAUUCUACAAGACAUAAGCUUAUUUUUAUAAAACACUUUUUAGAUCUGGGGGACCUGAAUGUAUACUAUAUGGCCAAAUUAACGAGGAAAAAUAUAUAUAUACACACUCAUAAAUAUGUACAGUGAUAAAAACUAUUCUUGCUAAUACUGUAGUUAUUGUAUUUAAAAAAAAAUUUGUCAUGUAGCAGCAUAUAGAUGCAGGAAGCUUUCUGUCAUCUGAAAUACAAGGAGGGUCACAGUUUUAGAUGUCCCUGUGUCAAUGAAAGUCACAUUAAAUCCGUGCUGUGGUGCUACUACUGGACUGAUUUUCAAUGCUUUUGCCUUCCUGCUCUGAUUAUAGGAACAAACUGGACCCUAACUGGUUGUCUGGAGAAGUGAGGAUGGAUUUAAAACAAAAACAAAAAAACCCCAAACUAAUCCAAACCUCCUGCUCACUCAAAGUUCCUGGAGGCGAUAAAGGAAAGUGAGGAUGAUGAGUUUGCUGCAGGGACAUAACCUAGUUAUCGACCUUUUUUUCAUGGGCAGAACAGGCUGAAGGCCAGUCUAUCUCCCUGAGAAAGCCCCUGUCCUCUCAUGCUUGUUCUUGUGAUCAGGCUGUUGCAUAUAGAAGUGGCAACAGCAGCUCUUCUAAAAUCUUGAGACCAGCUUCUGACUUGCUGCUGUGCCCUUCAUGUCAGAAGCCAGGGGGCUGCCUUGGCCUUCCUCCUAACAGCGUUGCAUUUAGAGGAAGCGGAGCUUGGCCGAUGCCCUAAGUCACCUUCAAAAGUUUUUUGUGUGUCACCCCAAAGUCAAAGGGCAUUUGCCAUUGAUGGGUUAGGAGCAGUGGCCUCAGCAGCACCCAGCUGGUCUGUGCUUCACUGGGAAACAAACCGUGGAUGUAUGUUUUGCUUUGCUGGAGGGUAGAUUCCAGAGGCCCCACUGUAGUCUGUAAUUAGAGGUAACUUUGAGUUUUUAUCUGAUGUCCAUCAAUAACAACUGUUUUCAGCUUCUCAGGUACAAAGGACCAAAUGUAACACUUAUGUUUCCUAACUCCUUGUACAAAAGGGUAUUUUGUUACCUCAGUCUCUUUGGUUCUGUGAGCAGAGUACGCUAUGUACAUAAAACUGUUAAUAAAUGUAAUUUUGAGAACCUCA